AAAUAUGGGAAAUCAUUUGCUUUCGAAUGUUUCACAUGAUCAACUCCUUUCUCACGACUUAGAUGAACAAUUAUAGGGUUUGAAUCGAAUUUGAUUACAUGGAAUUGGUUUUGAUCUUUGUUCCUUGCGUUCCACCCUUGUAUAUAUGUUUUUACGUUUUCUUUAUUUGAUUUAACUUUUGAUUUUAUAAUUCUUAAACCCCCCUUUUAUUUCGUUAUUUGUAUAUAUUCUUUUUGUAAAUAAUACUUUUUAUUUUUACUAAUUAAUUAAUUGUUUUUUGCAAUUACAGGUGUACCCUCAAUCCCCGGUUAGAACGAUCCCUACUUAUUCUAUACUAACAACUACAUGCAGGGUUAAAUUGCGCGCUUACUUUUAGGGUAUCAUAAUUCAUAAUUCAGCUCGAUCACGAAAUAAAAUCCAGUACAGUUGUAUAUCCAGAUAUCCAUGACAUGCCUACCAACAUAAUUAUGGCAAUGUUCGAACACAGGACAUGAGGGUUCCAUAUCAUAAUCGUUCCCGUGAGAGGAGCUAUUGCAUCCGCUGAACCACUUGCCGUGAUUGCUCCAGUAGUGACCUGUCACAUUCAUAGAUAAUUAGCUGGGUCAAGUUGGGCAAAUAUUAGUCAGUGACCUUAAAAAAGCCCAUCAUUAUUGUUUAAUUAAGCCCAAGCUGAAGCCCGUCUACUCUCUCAACUUAAAACCCUUCGAAGUUUGUUUAUCACUGUUUCGGUUCACUAGUAUUCACCGACCACCACCACCCACCGUAAGUCAGUCCGUACCCACCACCGCCGGAGUGAAUCAGCGGCAGAAAAGAUGAUGAGGGACGUGUCGACCUGCAACACGUACGAUUACGGAGACGCCCAAUACUGGGACGCCCGGUACGUCCAAGAAGGUGACUCCUUAUUCGACUGGUACCAGCGCUACUCUGCUCUCCGCCCUUUCAUCCGCAACUUCAUUCCCCUCACCUCCUCUCCUGUUCUCGUCGUCGGCUCCGGCAAUGCCGUUAUGUCCGAGGACAUGGCGAAAGAUGGAUAUGAAGACAUAAUGAACAUUGACAUCUCAUCAGUGGCUAUCAACCUCAUGAAGACCAGAAACAAGCACAUCCCUCAGUUGAAAUACAAGCAAAUGGAUGUGAGGGAUAUGAGCUUCUUCCCAGAUGAAUCCUUUGACGGUAUUAUUGAUAAAGGAACUCUUGAUUCAUUGAUGUGUGGCAGUGAUGCUCCGAUUAGUGCUGCCCGAAUGCUAGGGGAAGUGAGUAGGCUUCUUAAACCUGGAGGGGUCUAUAUUUUGAUAACUUAUGGCGAUCCUAAAGUUAGAAUGCCUCAUUUGAGCCGGCCAGUGUACGACUGGAAUACUGUUCUGUAUAUCCAACCCAGACCAGGAUUCCAGAGGCCUGAAGGCUGCAGUUCCUCAAGGAAGUCAUAUUUGGAACCUGUUCCUAUCACCGAGAACGGUUCCCUUCCAGCUGAGCUUGUUAUGGAAGAUCCAGAUUCACACUUCAUUUAUGUGUGUAAAAAGAAGGAUGCCAAGGAAUUACUUUCACUAUAUAGAUUGAGAAUUGAUGAUUUGUAGUAAUCACUUCUAGUGAACUGCUGAUGAAGGUAGCUCGUGCUCGGGAUACUAGCUUCAACAGGCAUCAUUGCCAUUUAUGUGCUUACUACCAGGGCUAAAUCAUUACCAUUCUUGCGUGUCUGUAACAUAUAAUUGAUUCUAUUUAAUGAGUCUGCUAGGUUUUAAGCAUGAAAUUCUAAAACAAAUAAAAGGAAGAAAGUCUUUAGAGACCCUAUACGAACAUUAUCUUAUUGUAUCAAUUCAGGGUGCAUUGGCCCUCAACUAUGUGUACAAGUAGUUCGCUGAAUAAGCUCUUAUUGAGUACGUUACUUGAAUCA
Molecule: messenger RNA, 1888 nt
Organism: Rosa rugosa (rugosa rose)
Lineage: Eukaryota; Viridiplantae; Streptophyta; Magnoliopsida; Rosales; Rosaceae
Exons: 9
Coding region: 813-1571 (252 amino acids)
Molecular function (GO): S-adenosylmethionine-dependent methyltransferase activity
Source: RefSeq, a predicted model, not a curated record